Molecule: messenger RNA, 1046 nt
Organism: Neoarius graeffei (lesser salmon catfish)
Lineage: Eukaryota; Metazoa; Chordata; Actinopteri; Siluriformes; Ariidae
Product: E3 SUMO-protein ligase ZBED1-like
Exons: 2
Coding region: 15-1046 (343 amino acids)
Molecular function (GO): protein dimerization activity
Source: RefSeq, a predicted model, not a curated record
UCUUAGAAAAUGCAAUGAAGAAUUCCGAUGACAAGAUCAGCCGUGCCAUGGGAGUCUGUAAGAGGUUGGUCAGUAGCUUCAGCUACAGCUGGAAAAAGAAGAGGGAACUUGAAGAAGCCCAGAAGCAACUGAAUCUGCCUCAGCACGCCCUCAAGACCGAAUGCCCGACCAGAUGGGGAUCUAGACAGGCCAUGGUCGCCAGAAUCCUUGAGCAACAGAAGGCGAUUGCCCAGGUCCUUUCCAAUGACCGGAAACAACGACAUCUAUACCUCUCCUGGCAAGACAUCGAUGUACUGGAAGCUGUCAAUAAGUCACUGGCCCCUCUGGUUGAUUUCACAGACGCGCUGUCAGGAGAAAAAUAUGUGAGCAUCUCUCUUGUGAAGCCAACACUGCAUCUCUUCAAUAACUCAGUCUUGAAAGAUCAAGAUGAUGACACACUGCUUGCCAAAACCAUCAAGCAUGACAUACUGGGCUACCUCAAUGAGAAAUACAGUGGCAGUGAAACACAAGAGCUACUUGACAUGGCGUCUGCCCUAGACCCAAGAUUCAAGUUGAAGUAUGUGGAUGAAGACCAGAAGGAAUCCAUUGUGAGUCGAGUGAAACUGGAGCUGAGGGAUGCCAGAGCUCCCAGUGCUAUGGUGGAAGCCCCUUCAGUGACAACUGUGGCCCCUGCUGAUACUGAGGAUGCUGCUGGUACAGAUGUUCCUAGCAAGAAGAGGAAGCUCCUGGCCAGCUUCUUCAAGGCCACUCCAGACCAGGGUGCAGGGCCUCACCUACAAGAAGACCAAGUAAUUUCUCUCGAGGUCCAGUCUUACUUCCAGUCCGAAACAAUAGAUGCUGAGAAGUACCCGAUGAUAUGGUGGAGAGAUGCGAAGGCCAUCUACCCACGUCUUUCAAAGCUUGCCAGAAAAUACUUGUGUAUACCUGCCACAAGUUCCUCUUCAGAGAGAGUUUUCAGCACUAGUGGGAACAUUGUCACUUGCUUGCGAGCAUCUUUGAAACCUGACCAUGUCAACAGGCUGGUGUUUCUAGCAAAAAAUCUUUAG